AUGGAUUUAAAUUUAAUUAAAAACACAGUUAAAAAGCAUCUCACUGUUUUCAAAAUACGUCUAUACACAUUGGAUAUCACUUCGGCUUUAAUUAAUAUCCAUUCCCUUCAUUAUAAUAGCAAAAAUGUAACGGUUAAAAAUAGUCGCAUCAAUCAUUAUCAACGCAUAGCACGAAGAAUAUUCAUAUUCAUAAUAUUUGUGGAGUCUCUCUUUACGAUUGUGGCCGGUUCUGGGAUUAGUAUUUUUCGAAAAUAUUAUCCAAAUGAAUUGGACAAAAUGAAUUGUGUGGGUCGAAUUCCACUGGAGCGUGUAUUUAAACUAGUUAUGACUACGAGUGCGAUUAAAUAUUGUAUAACGUUUUGUGUAUUGUUCUGCUGGUGGAAUAAACAGAGUAAAAGAGCUUUCAUAAAACUGCUAAACGAGCUGCUAAGACUCUGUCGAAGGUUGACCAUUCAUUUCGAUAUCGAUUGCAGCAAGUUGCCGCCGCAAUGUAGUCUAUUAUUCCAUCUACAAUUUCUGGUGAUAAUUGGGAAUUUGCUAAACAAUCUGUUGUUGGCUUUUACUUUCAAUGAUAUAUAUUCUUCAUUGAGAGAUUUCUUCAAUGGGGUUUUCUACGCUCCCAUCCCACUGAUGUAUCAAACUGUGCUAUUGACGUUGUGCCAACUGCAUUACAAAGCGAAUGCACAAUUGGAUAUGUACGUGGCAUGUGAUGCGUGCAAAAACAAAUAUAUAUUUAAGUUCAUUGUAUUUUUGAGCGACUUAAAAACUUUCCAAAAUCGUUUUGCAAAAGCUUUCAUUUGGCUGCCCCGUUUGGUGGCUAUUAAGACAUUCCUAAUUGUUGGCGAAUGCUCAUAUCUGUGGCAUUAUCAAAAUCAUUAUAAUACUUUGGCCGAUGUCAAAUUAAUUUGGUUAUAUACCGCUGUCGCUGAAAGUUUGCUAGACAUUUUCUUAAUGGUUUUCAUGCUAAAUGAACUGCGUCGUCUGGAUCUUCAAACACAACAUUUACUAUAUUUAACGGUUAUUAACUUACACAACGAGAUGUCCUAUAGAGGAAGGAGGGUCGCUUUAAGGGAGCAUGGUAUUUAUUUAUCUACUCCUCAAUCGAAAUCUUAUACAUUGCAUCUACACCACUUUGUAGAGCAGUUAUGCUACCUACAAGUCUGGACCAUUUUAAUACCAGUACUCUGUGGAUUUAUGCUGGCUUGCUUAGAUCCAUUCGAUAUGAUGUUCAUACGCGAUUUGAGCCAAUUCAAUUCGAUAAAGUAAUUUUUAUGGACAAUUUAAAAAUUUAAAAUUUCAAUAAAACGGUUAAAUGUUUGUUAAAAAAAAAAAAAUACCCAGGUGCUUUCCCGACAGUCGGGUCUAAAUAACCGAAACAGACCCGGUUUAUUAAGCGGCCAAGGACUGUAAACACAUCACCACUCCUCGAAAUUACUUCAGGUCGAUCACGCUUUCUAGUUGUUAUAGAUUUAGUGGCAAACUUACUAUACUCUGUUCAGAGCAUAAUGACGAAUAAUAACACAUAACCUAAAAGAAAAUGAGCAGAACUUGCAUCAUUUUGUAUAUAGUUGUUUGUAUAUAUAUUUUCGCAAUUGAAUUUGUUUUAUAAGUACAUUACAAUACAUUUCAAAUUUCGAUUAUACGAUUUUCUUUGUUGUUGUUCAUUUAUUUUUUGUUUUGUUUUU
Messenger RNA from Bactrocera dorsalis (oriental fruit fly), 1685 nucleotides. RefSeq lists its product as uncharacterized. Bases 1 to 1266 code for a protein of 421 amino acids. The record is from RefSeq and is a predicted model, not a curated record. The transcript has 2 exons. Lineage: Eukaryota; Metazoa; Arthropoda; Insecta; Diptera; Tephritidae.